UACUCUUCCCUUUAGAAUGUGAUGUUUAAAAGUGAGCUGAUGCAAAAAUGCACCAUUCAGCAUUUUCCUGAAUAGACGGAAUGGAAAGCGUCAUGUGAAUGUGACAAUAGCCUAAAAGCCGCUGCACGACUGAGACGCCAUACACAGCCUGUCUUGAAUGUACUACACAAAUUGUCCUUCAGUCAGGUACUUUAAAAAAGGUCAUAAUACUACUGAUAGUGUUGUUAUUAUCGCUUGUUGUGACAGAGGCGGGUUUAGGAGCGGGCCACGCGCUGAUUGGACGCCUUGCCCUCCCCUGUGGCACAUGCUUCCGUUUUGUGCGUACGCGCAAGCGCAGUGACCCCUCUGUUCUGAUAUUUUAUUUACUCCUGAAACCCAAGAUGGCUCCUAUGAAUGUCUCAGCCCCAUAGCAAAUCGAGGAUGCAAGUAGCUGCUGAAAAAACAACUUUUCCCCGACCGACGCAUCCCCUGGAGUUCAAUCCGCAUGUCGCGGAGGAGGCUCUAACAUCCAUCUAGGCCCCGAGCAGCCGUUGGAGCUUGGCGAAACCUUCUUCAAUCCAUCAAUUUGGAGUAGUUUCGCGAAGUAGCUCUUCUCACUGUCGCUGUCUGUCCGGAGCGAGGUUCAGGCAGGCAGGCAGCUCAUCCAAAUGGCCGAACCGAGAAAAGUGCAGUUUGUCACCCUCUCGGCCUUCGCAGCGGGAGCAGCCGGGGAGUCAAGGAAACGCAGGCUGGAGGAUGAGGCCAACUUCAACUUCGACAGAGCCGCGGAGCUCGAGGCAAACACCGGGACGGGAGGCGCUGCCAGCAACGGUCGUCUUGUCAAAACCGACGACAGGGACAAGAUUACAGCCGAAAGGCGGGCGACUGUUCGGCUCAACCUGUCCCUAUCCGAACCCAACGACCGCUCUUCCGCCGAGUUUAAUUACGGCGAACUCAUCCAGACCCUCACGGGAAAGGGGAACGUUUCAAAUGUGACACCGGCCCAUAAUCUCAACGACCCGUUCAACGAUGAGCAGAGAGAGCGACUUCAGGUGGAAGCCCUGGCAAAGAAGUUUGAAAAUAAAUAUGGUGACACAGGGAAGAAGAGGAAGGACAGAAUGCAAGAUUUGAUUGAUAUUGGGUUUGGCUAUGACGAGACAGACCCAUUUAUAGAUAACUCAGAAGCUUAUGAUGAGCUGGUGCCCGCGUCUCUCACCACAAAGCUGGGGGGAUUUUAUAUCAACACUGGCAUGUUGCAAUUCAGAGCUGCCUCAGAGUCUGAGGGAGAGGAUGAUAAGACACUAAAUAAUGAUAAGGAACAGGUAAUUAAGAGGCAGAAAAAGAAAGAAGGGAACAAUCUAGAAGAGAAGAACUUGAAGAAGAACAAAGUACCUAAACAAGGAGUCACGGCUCUCAGCCUCCACCGGCCCGAAAAGAAGAGAAAGAAACUAAUGAAGGACUCGCUGUACCUGGCGGCCAUGCUCCGCCGCUUCACCCGGGAGAAGGAAGAGAUGAAAAAAACCACGCCCAGCGUGGCCCAGCUCGGCCUGUCGGGAGGCCCUGCCAGCGCCCCCCACCCUGGAAAUUCCACAAACCUCCCGCCGGCCGCCAAUUCCACCCACCAGCAGGGCGGCGCGGCCGGCAUCGACCUCUCGCUGGCAGAUCUCGCCUCGGACCCGGCCGUGAUGUCACUGUUGGGCUCGGCCAAUGAGAAAGAUUUACAGGAUCUCCUGGGGGACCUGGACUUCAGCCUGCUGGACAAUGACCAGCAGCACGCCAUGACGUCGGCUAGAGAGAACGGCAUCCUCGGAGUCGGGGUUCCGUCCCCUAAAGCACUAGCAGGAGGUGGACCAGGGCGAAGUCUGGGGUCUUCCAGCGGACUCUUCUCCCCUCCCCCGCUGCCCAAGGGACUGCCCGCCCCUCUUAUUAAGCGUAUCGAGGACCUGCGGGCGGCCUCACGACAGUUUGAUCAGGAGGGCAGGAAGAAAUUUUUCACCCUGGACAUGAAUAACAUUCUACUGGAUAUUGAGCUGCAGGUCCAGGAGCAGCCUCCCGAGGUGCGUUCGGGCGUCUAUUCGCACAUGGAGGCGUUUGUGCCAUGUAACAAAGAGGCCCUCCUCAAGCGGCUGAAGAAGCUCAGCCUCAACAUCCAGGACGACCGGCUGCGGACGCCCCUGCUAAAGCUGAAGCUGGCGGUGUGCAGUGUGAUGCCAGAGCAAAUAGCAAGAUACAACAUGGACUGCAUGGCCAAGUUUGCAAAGCAGCAAACAGAAGAGGGCGAUAAGAAUGGCUCAGAAGAGGAGGAUGAAGAGAAACCGGGGAAAAGAGUGAUGGGCCCUCGGAAGAAGUUCAUCUGGGAUGACAAGCUCAGGAACCUGCUGUGCAGCUUGGUGCGGGUGAAACUGAGCUGCUACGAGAUGGAGAACCAGUGCUCGCUGUCUGUGGAGGACUACCUCAAGGCCUUCUUAGAGAACGAAGUCAAGCCUCUUUGGCCCAAGGGCUGGAUGCAGGCCAGGAUUCUGUUGAAAGAGAGUCUCGCAGCUCACAAUCACCUCACAGGAAACUUAGUCAAGAGGAGAGUGGUGGCUGGACCCAAGGCCAAAGCCAAGGAGGGUCUCUGGAUGCACAAACCUCCUCUCACCAUGACGUCCAGCUCCUCUCUGUCCACCUGCACAACUGCCCUGACCUCCGGCCGCCUGCCUCCCUCCUCCCUGCCCUCCCUGCCCUCGGAGCCCAUCUGCCUGUCGGACUCUCUGGACGAGGACCUGACCGCGCCCUCCCUGGACUCCAUCUCCCACGCGCUGGCCCUCCUCAGCAACGCGUCCAAGGGCCUGGGCCCCGCGGACAGCCCUCUGUCUCCCCCGCCGCUGCAGGUCCCCACCACCUCCCCCCCUCCCGUCGCGCCCCACUACCCCUCGGCCUCUCAGUUCUCCACGUCCGCGCUGCAGCAGCACCCGGCGUCGAAAGCGGACGCCGCCGGAAGCUCGGCGGCGUCGAACCCUUCUUCUACCUCCUCUUCCUCAUCUCCGGCCCUGUCCUCCAUGGUGCGCGCGCAGCCGCCCGGCCCGCCGCCGGCCUCCAGGACCGCAGACGGCCCCUACGGCCAAAUGAAAGGGCCCGGCGCCAUAGUCCAAGCCCAGACGCAGAGACACGUCGCCAUGGCGUUGCCCAACCACAGGCCGGGCUCCGCCAUGGGCAAGAUGCACCCGCACCCCUCCCCGUCGCCGCCGAAGCAGCGGCCGCCCCCGACGGCGUCCCCUCUCCUGCCCCCCCAACAGAAACAUUUCGCCAGCCCGGUGGGCCUGCCGGGCGCGAUGGCGGGCGCCCAGUCGCUGCCCAAGAGCGGCGCCAAGCUCAGCAGCAACGGCAGCGCCGCCGCCGGCAACAGCCACCACCCGCCCCCCUCCCCCUCACAGCCACGUCCCAACCACAGUUUUCAGUCCUUCCGCUCCCCCUCCCCCGCGGCCUCCUCGCCCUCCCCCAGCCCCCACGUCCUGCACUCCUCCCAGAGCAAAUCCCACGCCCAUCACCACCAGCCCAACUUCAUCACCCCCAUGCAGGCCACCCUCACCAAGUCCUCCCACAGCAGCAACUCCUCCCCCAUCAUCAAGCUCACCCCGCGGCCCCCGGCGCCCACCCCGCCGCCCUCCUCCUCCCCGUCCCCGUCCUCCUCGCCCUCCCACCAGCUCUCCCACCAGAUGAUCGCCGGCCAGCAGCAGCAGCAGCACCAGUACUCUCCCAAAAGCUCCAAAACGUUUCGCCCCCUCUUCGGCGUGGUGGGCGGCGGGCCGGCGAAGCAGUCCCAAACUAACUGCGGCUUCGUCGGGGGCCAGAAAGCCCCGCCCCCCACCGUCAGCAGUAGCAUCAGCAACAAGGCCGCGGCGUCAUCGGUUUGCAGCCACUCAGACAAACCCUCGGCAGCCAAUCAGAGGCAGAGGAUGGUGGGCGGAGCCAGCCAGGGCGCAAAGGCCGGCAACAGCUGGGCGGCGUCCGGAUCGCUGGCCACGCCCUCCACAACGUCACACCUCUCACAGGUCGGCUUUCAAAAGAUAUCGACCACAAGCUCUCCUCUCCUUAGCAACCACUCCGCUCUGCCGCUGGGCUUCGGGAUGAUCGGCGGCCUGGUGCCCGUGUCGCUGCCCUUUCAGUACCCCCCGCUGCUCAACUUCAGCGCUCCCGGAGCCCAGGGGACGUCGGGCAUGAGCUCCGCCCCCAGCUCCAACUCAGGAUACCCGCUAGCACAGAGCGACCUAAUGGAUCUGUAUAAGAGUCUCCAGUCAGGGUCGCAGGCUGCCUUACCUCCUCACUUGCAGCUUGCUUUCUCAGAUUCGAACCAAAGCCAGGGAGGAGACAUGAAGAGGAAAACCCACUGACCAAUAAGAGGAGAUGAUUCCAGAGAGGUGACGUCAUGCUCUCGUGGACACGUCGGCCGGCGGGAGGUCAUCGGCGCGGCCGGCUGGCACGAUGUCGUGGUAUGUCCAGACGAGACCGAACUCAAAGCCGCAUCAGCUCAUCCUCGCUUCCAGUGGCAAUGAUUUAAUUUAACUGUAUUUUCUAUAACGAACCGGGUAAGAGAACCAGACCGAGUGAAUGACGAGAACAUUUGCUUUCGUUCGGCUUAUUUUUAUUUUUGUGUCAACAUGUUUACAUACGACCGACCUUAAUCACUGUGGAAUGAAUGUGAGUGAGGUGAUGGUACAGAUGAAAAAAGCAGUAUGCUACGUAAUAUAAAUUUUAUUUAAGAUUAUGUGGAAUAACUCUUAUUAGAGUACAAAAAGGAAAAAAAAAAGUAUGAUAAAGAUUUUCUUUUUUUUUUUCUGUCUUAUGUCUCAGAUGUGGGAAUUGUGUCUGUAGAAAUGUAUUGUUGGUCACCUCUGCUCCCACAAAUGACUGUUAAAGUAGUAGCUUAAAUUAAUAUGGAUAAAUUAUUUGUAAUUUACACAGGGACAAAAACACGUGUGAGUGGUAAGGGUUUUUUUGAAUGUGUGUGUAUGUACAUAAAAAAGAAACACAAUAUACUGUUAAUAUCUUUCCAGAUUAUUCUCUAUGACUGGGUAAGGACAUAUUCCCUUUUCACAAUGAUGAGAAAGUAUAAGUUUAAUGCCCCUCUCUCGCUCAGUCUAUUUUGGUGCUGUUUAUUCACACUGGAUCUUUUUAUGGAUGGGGUUAAAAAAAAUAAAUUUAAAAAGACUUGGAAGAAUUUUUGAGAUCCUGCUCUGGACAGAGAAACCAUCUGUGGGAAAGGAGACGAAAUAACAAGAUUGUAGCCUACUUGAAUUAUUAUUUUAUAACCUCUCUGCUUACUGAAUUCAUACCAAGUUAAUAUUACAAAACGCCUUAGUUUAUAUGGAUUAAAAAAGUAUGAAAAAGAUCUAUGCAGGACUGUAAAAGCUCAAUGCAAGUGCAAGUCGUCGCUUGGCUUUCAACCUCUAUUCAUCAGUGCAUUUCUGGAGUUGCGAUUGUUAACUUGAGACUUGUUUUUACGUGUUUGUGUUCAGGAAAGCGAAGUGAAGUUGAGAUGGAGUGGAAUUGCUAUAAACUGUUUUUUCUUUUAAAAAAAGAAAGCCUUCAGACAUAUUCACACUGAAAAUGUUAUUUAUUAUGACAGAAUCUUAUUCAAGUCAAAUGCUUCAUUUCACACUAUAGAGUUUACACCUGUGUCCAAAGUGGUCACCGAGUAUUAAAAUAACAUUAAGAGCAGCCUGAGGUAGGUACAGUUUGUUGUAUCUAACCUGUUUUAGCAUUUCAAGUGAAUGAAGAAAUUAACUGUAUGUAGAUAUUAAGUAAUAAUUCAAGAAUUUUUAUUGGUACUCAUAUUCUGUUAUUUUAAUUUUAAACUGUUAGCAAGAAAACCAUGCACUUCAUAACACACACACACACACACACAAAACAACCUAAUUCAAGCUGUUUUAUCUGAGUGGUAGUUAGCAUCGGAGCUAACCUAAUGGUUUAAACUAACCCCAAAGCCAAAAUGCAAUAUUCUCCUUUACCGACUGACUUUUUUUCCCUUUUUUUUUAAUAACUCCAAUGUCUGGUGACUCCUGUAGACAAACGUUACUAGUUUGGAAACAAUACAGACGUUCAUAUUCAUGCUUGUGUCUCUGUUCAAAUUGACUUUGCUUUGCCUGAACACUGGAAGCGAAACUUUCCCUCAGCCGUAUACCUCUGUUUACAAAACUGUUCUUCCUGGGUCUCUGCUUACUGGUUCCUGCCCUCCUCCUCUGUGUGUGCGCGGGCGUGUGUGUGCGUGUGUGUGUGUGUGUGUGUGUGUGUGCGAGUGCGUGCGUGCGUGCGCGGCUGGCUGACUAGUUGCACCGAGAAAGACGCCAAAGAUUGUUCCGUUGUAGUUCCUCGUGAUGGGGGUGCUGCUGGUCUGAGUGUGUUCAUGUGACAUUUCCCUUAAAAUGUAAACGUGUGUUUUAUUGUGAAGUCGCGUACUGGAGCAGUGGGUGACCUCUUCUAAACUGUUCUUGCUUUGGAGGGGUGGGAGGAUAUAUAAAAAAAAAAAAAAAAUCGUGGUUAUAUGGUUACUUAAUUUGGUCUUUUGUAGAUUAUUUUUGUGUGUCGACGAUAAAAUUAAACAAAACAGGUGG
Menidia menidia (Atlantic silverside) is the source of this 6572-nucleotide messenger RNA. The record is from the annotation of a GenBank genome assembly. NCBI's taxonomy places the organism in Eukaryota, Metazoa, Chordata, Actinopteri, Atheriniformes, Atherinopsidae.